Messenger RNA from Spea bombifrons (plains spadefoot toad), 1026 nucleotides. It is a transcript of the gene NSMCE1, whose product is annotated as NSE1 homolog, SMC5-SMC6 complex component. Gene Ontology annotation, molecular function: ubiquitin-protein transferase activity. The record is from RefSeq and is a predicted model, not a curated record. Gene Ontology annotation, cellular component: nucleus; Smc5-Smc6 complex. NCBI's taxonomy places the organism in Eukaryota, Metazoa, Chordata, Amphibia, Anura, Pelobatidae. Gene Ontology annotation, biological process: double-strand break repair via homologous recombination; DNA damage tolerance. The coding region runs from base 97 to 909 and encodes 270 amino acids. The transcript is spliced from 8 exons.
GACGUCAACGAAGACACUCCCUGUGUUGAAGUUUUCGUCCUUCCCGCCAGCUGUCGGUAGUGAGUGACGUUUGCUCGUCCCGGUUUUCAUUCUAAAAUGGCACAAAUAACAGAGAGUCACCAACGUUUCCUCCAAGUGCUGAUGUCCCAUGGAAUAAUGGAGGGUUCAGCCGUCAGAAAUCUACACAAACAUUGCUGUGAAGCUCAUAAAGUUCACUAUAUGCAAGACAGACUGGAUGACUUCAUCGAUGUUAUAAACAAACAUUUGCAGCCUUUGUUCAUGCAGAUAAGAAAAAGGAUCUCCGAAGAUGAUGGGAAGAGGUACUAUGCCUUGGUGAACCUAGCCGAAAAUGAAAUUACUAAAAUGGCCUCGGAUUACGCAGAAAAUGAACUUGAGCUUUUCAGGAAAACGAUGGACUUAAUUGUAACUUCUGAGAACGGAUUUGCGUCUUCCACGCGGCUUUUGAACCUUUCGGAUGAACUACAAACCAGGAAGAUUAAGAAAAAGGAGGUGGAACAAUUACUGCAAAAAUUUGUGCAGGAGAAGUGGCUUAUUGAGAGAGAAGGCGAAUAUACCCUUCACACUCGCUGCAUAAUGGAAUUGGAACCCUAUAUACGGAACACUUUCCAAGACGUUAAAAUAUGCAACAUCUGUCGUGACGUAGCAAUUCAGAGCCAGAUGUGUGAAACUUGUGGGAUCCAGAUUCAUAUACCAUGUGCAGGGAAAUAUUUUAAAGGACAAGCAGAGCCUCACUGCCCUAACUGUAAUGAGCUGUGGGCCCACGAGAUUCCAAGGUUAAGCCAGAGCAGUUCACAAAAACCAUCCACUUCCCAAAGUGCAAACAUCCCGGCUCUUGAGAGAAGAACAACCAAGACUUCAGUGGCCUCAAGGACAAGGCAAAAGCACUAGAUUCAUUUUCUUAGUUCCUUUAGGUGUAGAUUUUGUUACGCUCAGUCAUAUAUGUAAAAUCCUAUUGAUGUCAAAUGUUGCCUCAGUUAUAUUGAAACAAUACAUUUCUGGCUUUUU